AUGUCCAAGAUUAUUACCAUCGUCGGGGCAACCGGCCGUCAGGGCCAAGGCGUAGUCUCGGCCUUCCUCAACAAGCCGGGCUACACGGUUCGGGCGGUAACCCGGAACCCGUUUUCUCCAUCUGCCCAGUCUCUCUCCUCGCAGGGCGCCACCGUGGUCCAAGCCGACCUGAACUCGCUCCCGUCCCUGGAGCGCGCAUUCGCCGGUUCGCACAUCAUCUUCGCAGUAACCAACUUCCUCGAGCCCUUUGCGCAGAACUUAUCUCCCGAAAAGGCAAUGGAAGUCGAGCUAGAGCAGGGGACCAACCUCGCCAAAGCCGCCGCCGCGGUCCCGACGCUGGAGCACUACAUCUGGAGCACCUUGCCGAACGUCAAGGCCAUCUCGGCCGGAACGUAUCUGGUGCCGCACUUCGAGAGCAAGAACCAGGUCGACGCCUACAUCCGUACCGAGCUGCCGGCCCUGCUUAGCAAAACAACCUUCCUUUGGGUCGGCGUGUACGCCACCAACUUUGCGGCGCCCGCCUUCAAGCCCUACCACAUCCCCACGGCAGACAAGUAUGUUCAGUUUGGCUGCUGGGAGCCCGACACGCCCGUCCGCGUGAUUGCCGACGUGAGUGCCAACAUUGGGCUGUUUGUGAAGGCGGCGAUUGAGCAGCCAGCCAAGACAAAGAAUGGCGGCAUUGUCCUGGCCGCCCUCCAGAGGACGUACACCGCCGAUGAGAUGCUUCAGGCUUGGGCAGCCGCUCAGGGGGUGAAAGCACAAUUUGUCCAAAUCUCGACAAAGGACUACAGGGAGCUCUGGCCGGUUUGGGCUGAGGAGAUGGACGGCAUGAUGAGAUAUUGGGACGAGUACAGGGAGAAGAGCUGGAUAGAGCCAAGUGGGCAGAGAGUCUUGGGCGUGGAAGAGCUGGGACUUAGGGAUGAGGACUUUGAGUCGUUGGAGGAGGCUUAUAAAAGAUUGAAUGUGUGA
Canariomyces notabilis is the source of this 969-nucleotide messenger RNA. Its product is annotated as NAD(P)-binding protein. NCBI's taxonomy places the organism in Eukaryota, Fungi, Ascomycota, Sordariomycetes, Sordariales, Chaetomiaceae. The transcript has a single exon. The record is from RefSeq and is a predicted model, not a curated record. Gene Ontology annotation, cellular component: nucleus. The coding region runs from base 1 to 969 and encodes 322 amino acids.